Molecule: messenger RNA, 2115 nt
Organism: Dichomitus squalens LYAD-421 SS1
Lineage: Eukaryota; Fungi; Basidiomycota; Agaricomycetes; Polyporales; Polyporaceae
Exons: 10
Coding region: 1148-1306 (52 amino acids)
Source: RefSeq, a predicted model, not a curated record
CACUUGUCGCUUUGGUUUUCUAUGUCUUGUCUUCUAUGUGUCCUUGCAGUGUGCACAAGGUACCGAGAACAGCUUAGAGGUUUGCACAUUCUCUUCUCGACCGCUUGAGCAUUGAUAUUGCAUGCAUACCAAAGUCAAGGUCAAGACACAGCGCAACAAUGAGCGGAUACAUUCACGCGGGAGUCGCACUCGUUAGGACACAGUCAAAGCACUCGGUCUGGGUGGCAGGAGAGUUGGCACGGGUGUGUUGGCAAUGACAGCAGCGGACAUUCCGGAUGCGGUCUUAGAGACAUGGGACUGGAGCUCCAAGAUGAGCGGAAGGGAGGAAUGCAUGCCCUCACCUUGUUUUCCGGCAGAACACAAACCAGGACACGCACAUUGCCGGUGCAGCCACCGGCUGAAGACAUCUGCCGGCAGAGGACUUGUGCUCAUAGACUCGCUGGCGAGAUGUGCAGCGCACCCUGUACAAUGACAUGCCUGCAUUCUCUGCAUGGCACAGACUCUGGCGCGCACACAAGCAGAGCCCGGCUUCUGACCCCUUUCGAGCAACACAUCGGGGACUGCCUGCGUACGGAAACCAAGGGACCCACCAGAUACAGUGCUGUACUUGACAGACCAUUAUCGCCGGCGGGAUUGCACCGCCGGCGAGCAAGGUUGCUCGCAAGCGGCCCAUGCUCCGGAGUCCUCAGCCCGUGACCGGCCCCACUCUGAUUACCUUUGGAAGCACAUCGGUCGCGGGUGGCACCGUGUCCGUCAUGGCAAGCUCAUUAUCCUCCUCCGAGGAUGACUUCCGUUCAUGCCACAGUCCCAGACAUCGGGCGGAGUGCCAGCCAAGGCUGAUGCGGCCGUAGCCGAGACAAACGGGAUGACAUCCUUUCUGUGCAGCAAAUGUAAGACGCAGUAUGCCUCGCAGGAGCUGUUGCAGCAGCACUUCAACCAGUUGACCAUGCACCAUACCAGCAAGACGUGCGGGAUGGGGCUCGAGACGGCGGCUUGUUGGGCCACGCGCAGGGGCAGAUGCCGGCCUCAAAGCGAAUGCGCCGUCUGGGCAACUAACCCUUGGACGCCGCAGGCAGACCGCGCAACCAGCCCAUGGAACCACGCAGCGAGCUGGGAGCACCAGAGGCCAAUCCAUCCCAUCGGCUUCAUGCACGAUUGCCGGCGCCUCAUCCUGCCAUCCGCGACGCUGAACGUCACUGUUGAUGAGAUCGUCGAGGUCGACAAGAUCGUGCUCCGUGAGCAGCUCUUGAAGGAUCUCGAUGUGGAGCUGGAGGACGACAAUCUCACUCUGGAAGAUGUCCGUUAGCUCGUUGGCCACGCCGACGCGAUGAUGCCUGAUGCUGCCAUCAGAGGACGGUAGACGUCCGGUGUAAACGGGGGGUGCUUCGCGAGAUGCUCCUUGUAUUGCCAUCUGAGCGGAACCUGCAGUGCUUCCGUAUCGACGUCGCAGGCCAAUACCCCGAUUUCGGUUUUGCGGUCAACCGCAUCCUCGGGGCCUUCAGCCAGCAGCCCUGCGAGUUUCUACACGCUCGCCCUGUCUAGUCGCUCUGUGUCGAAUUACGGUAUGUCCGCGGGGCAGGUACGCAAUGGCUCCGUGAGCGCCAUCGCAUUCGGAGACGUGCUGAAAGUGGUGUCUGUUCAGUCCUCGGCCUGCACGCAUGCGGCAUACAGUGGGUUUCCUGCGGUCUGAGGGUGCUGGAGGUGGCGGGUUGAGGCUCGUGAGGCUGCUGAGCUUGUGUCAGACGAGGUUUCAGAUCGUAUACCACAGGUAGCACAAGCAGACAAUGCAGGGGCACGUCAGUCGCAGUGGUGAGGUCGUGGUACAGAGCGGAGAGGCGAGACGUGACUCGCGUUUACGGGGGCAGAAUAGACGCCCCGACAACACGGUGCUCGUGCGAGCUCUCUGUGCGGGACUCUUGAGUGCGUUUCUGUGUCUCUGUCUCAAGAAAUGGUCCGUCCUCGCGCAAGCCCUCUGCAGGGUGCUGUGAUCUCCUCGCUCUCUCUGAAUCUGCCUCUAUCUCUGCUUGUACCGCUGCCCCUCUACUCAGCGAGUAUCCAGCUCUACUACAUUACAUACCACUCUGAUACAGUACAUACCAUAGUGUCUAACACAAC